Molecule: messenger RNA, 3212 nt
Organism: Marchantia polymorpha subsp. ruderalis
Lineage: Eukaryota; Viridiplantae; Streptophyta; Marchantiopsida; Marchantiales; Marchantiaceae
Source: the annotation of a GenBank genome assembly
UCCGCGUGAGGCUGCCACCUGAACAUUCGAAAUGUCAGCAGAGUGUUCGAGCUCGUCCGCAGCCGCAGAGAAUCACGAAAUCGAAUCGUAACUAGCUGGGAGCUUCUUUCUCACUCACUCCAUCAUUUCUCACCGACAUAUCUGAAUUUCGCUUCUCUCGCAGACUCAGUCAGUCGAUUGUGCUUUGAAUUGGAACCGGAUCAAUGCAGAAUGGAUUGGGAGAUGACACAGGAUGACGAGCAGGAAUAAUGGUUCAGAUUAGGGCGGAGGGGAUCGAUUUUCCUGGGCAAGGAUGGAAGGAAGGAGGGGGUGGGAGAUGCUUAUUGUAGUGCGUAAGCAACCGUGAGUUUUCCCUGGAGGCAGCGAUAUUUCGUUCGCCCUGUUUGAGCGACAUGGUUCUACAAUCCAGGACCGUUGUGUGCUAUGAAAAUCGCCUUCUUGCGGAUUGGUUCUUUCGAAAGUAUCAAGAGCUCGAUAUUGCCGAAAUUCGCCAGCCGAACGCGGAGGAGACACUGAAGAGAGCAUUCGUGGGAGUCUGUGAAUAUCCGUCUUAUAUAAAGAAUCUUCAUGACGCGAAGAAAAUCAAGGGCAUUGGCCCGUGGCUGCUGAAGAAGAUGAAAGAAGAAUUUUUCCAUCAGGAAAGCAACUGUGAAUCACCUGCGAAAGCGGAUGCGCCCGUAGAAAGAGGUUCAAAAGAACGAGCGAAAAAACGUUAUCUUCCAGGGAAGAAUACGGCUGCUUACGCACUUCUGAUAACUUUGCUCAGGGCCCAUCGAGCCGGUCAAGAAUUCAUGAAGAAGCAAGAACUGAUCGACGCUUCUGAGAAGUCAGGUCUUUCUCGAAAACCGAUCAUACCCCCAAAAAAUUCAAUUUGGAAUGGCUCGCGUUCUGGGAGGGACUUUUACUGCGGAUGGAGCACCAUGAACAACCUCGUAUCGAAAGGACUUGUCAUCAAAGCGAGUAAUCCUGCAAAGUACAUGCUAACCGAAGAAGGCAAGAUUACUGCACAAGAAUGUAUCGACAAGUCAGGUCUAGUUCGGGAGGAUGCACAAGAGCCUUGUUCAGAAAGCGAAGAGGACAUAAGGGGAGAAUCGAAUCCAAGGGAAUGUCAGGAUGGAUCCCUCUCGGAAGGAGAAAACAGGCCAGAAUUUACUGCGGGCAUACAAGACACUAUUAGGCCAUAUCAAAAUCAAAGUCAAGGACACAGGUUUAAGGCCUCCUAUCAGAGUGUCUGUUCUCAAGACUCCUCUGCGUACCCUAUCUCAAGCAGGACUUUGAGACAAGACGAGACAGCUGCACUAGCCUCUUCGUGGCCGAGUGGAAUUGCCAACUUGACUGCUACUGGUAUUACCUCCGCGUCGAUGGAUACCACGGCGACUGGUGUUGUUGACAAGAGUCUUUCAAACAGCUUUCGACAAUCUCUUUUGAAUGGAUCUCAAGACAGGGGACUUUCAUCGGUUAGCAGCACAGACUCACAGAAUGACCUCGCGAUACCACCGUUGAAUAUCGGAGAGAAGUUCUCUGAUGUGUACGAUGUCGUCUGCAUCCUGGAUCGUCGAGAACAGUUCAGACGGGGAUCUGCUGGAUCUCAUUUGCAGAAGUUUGCGGAGCGCUUAGAAACACAAUUUGAGAUAAAGGUGGAGACAAGGCAAGUGCCCGUUGGAGAUGCCAUUUGGAUUGCUCGGCACAAGCAAACAUCGGAAGAGUACGUUUUAGAUUUUGUGAUAGAAAGAAAGGCGGUGGACGAUUUAUGGAUGUCGAUAAGAGACAGCCGCUACAAAAAUCAGAAACUGCGCUUGUUGAAAAGCGGCUUGAAGCGGCUGAUAUACUUGGUGGAAGGGGACGUAAAUAUGAUAGAUUCCACCGGGUCUUGCAAGACAGCGAUGUUUAGUACGGAGAUAGCUGAUGGAUUUCAUGUGCUGCGAACUACUGACACAAACGACACGAUGAAACAAUAUGGGCACCUAACCCUUGCGAUAAAAAGUCGUUACCAAGCGGAAGUGGGCAAGAGAGAGAACCAGACUGGUGCUUCUUGCAGAACAUACCCAAACUUUGUGGAACACUGCAAGGAUCUUGAUAGGGAUCGAGUCACAGAUAUUUUCUGCCUUCAACUGAUGCAGAUCAACCACGUAACAGAAGAUAUAGCUCUUUCUAUUCAGGAUCAAUACCCUACAAUUUACUCGCUUGUGCAAGCUUACACAAAACUCGAAGGCAACGUUGGCGCACAAGAGAAAUUGCUGCAAGGCAUUCCCAUAAGAGGUUCUUCGAGGACUAUAACUCCUGUCUUGAGCAAAAACGUUUACAAGCUUAUUUGGGCCUCGUAGAAAUUAUUUUGUCGGUAUUGUCAAUCAGAAAAUCAUCAAUGCAAUUCUCCAGAAAGGAAAUCCAGACGCUACUGGAUCUGACUGAGAAAGAGCUAUGUCUGUGCUUUCUUAGGGAUACCAUUAAGCUUCGAAGACCUGGGACUUUACUGGAUGACCUUAUUUGGUUGCCUCGUCAUUCGAUUGGUUCUAUUCUAGGCAUAUCCUCCACGACUUGCAAUUGCCAUCGGACCUACGUAAGGACCGUUGGCCACGAUUGACGAUGGGACCAAGGGCUAAAUGCAGACCUCCAAAUGUCAGUUCACACUUUGCGUUGAUGCAUCACGCAGUCCUCUCCAAAAAUGCUUGUAAUCAACCCUCUCAUCUAGAACGAAGAGGGGACGCCUCAGUUUUCGUGACUUUAGUUGAGAGUCAUGCACCAAGGAUCAUGUACUGCGGAGAGUCCUCGAACAGGAAUAUUGCACGAAUCCACAUACACAUUAGCAGAAUGAAAUCUUCGCUCUUCGCGGGAUGCCAGGAUAAAAUGCUUUUCGAAGUAGCAUAGAAAGCAAGGCAAGCCUACCUACGAAGAACUGGGUGUAAAAUGUUGUAAGCUGGAUCGUCGUGCCCGAACAACACUAACUUUCACCUUUUACAGAGAACGCACACAUGUUCCUGUCGAACGCGUUCCACACAUAGCGGAACUAGCCUUGUAAAAGCUGACAGGAAAUAAUCCUCUGAUUAUUUAAUGCAGCGAAGGACCCAAGGAGCGUGGAGGGCUCGUCUUUUGUGUCACUUUUACUCACCAUUUUAUAAGUGUCCGCGGACAUUUCACAUCAUAACUUCUAUCUUUAGCUAAUCCUGGAAUUGCUGUAAACCUAGUGGUGUUCUCCAUACAUCCACUCAUCAUGA